Messenger RNA from Cyclospora cayetanensis, 1791 nucleotides. RefSeq names its product protein sel-1 homolog 1. Bases 1 to 1791 code for a protein of 596 amino acids. Gene Ontology annotation, molecular function: protein binding. The transcript is spliced from 13 exons. The record is from RefSeq and is a predicted model, not a curated record. Lineage: Eukaryota; Apicomplexa; Conoidasida; Eucoccidiorida; Eimeriidae.
AUGUGCAGCGACUGCUGUGCUUCUCCUUUCUUUGCUCUAACAAUUCUGCGUCCUCCUUUGCUGCCAACCGAGGCGAGGCAGGCGGAAGCGCCAUCAGCAGCAACAGGGCCCGCGGACGUUUUUGGCAAGCGAGAUGCAUGCAGUGACGGAGGAAGCAGCAGCAGCACCCCACACCCAUCGCCGGCGCGGCAGCAGAAGCUCUCAGAUGCGUUGGAUAUCAAGUUUGGCGAGCGAGGGCAACAGCGCGAUCCACACAAGGCAGUAGCCAUGCUGGAAGACCUUGUUAAGGAGAUUUCGACGGACUCAGUGGCAGCGCAGGCUCUAUGCGAGCUAGGCGACUUGCAUUUAUCAGGUAUCCCCAGCCGACUGGCCCUCCGUCGUGACACUGCUGCCGCCGUGCGGUACUUUGCUGCCUCUGCCGCUCUAGGCUAUGGCCCUGCAUUGCACGCGCUAGGCUUCGCUCACGCUACAGGUGUCGGGGGUGUGCAGCGCAAUGACAAAGUGGCAACGCAGCUGCAGCUCCUGGGGGCCCUCACCGGUUACGUUCCUUCCCUCCAAUCCACCGCCUUCCGGCGGCGCCUGCCUACGCUACCCUACGUGUCUGUUGCGCUUCAGCAAGUGGCUGAGACCGUUGGAGAGCAACAGCUGCGCAACCCUCUGAUUCCUUUGCUGCCGCUCCCGCCCUCCGUCCGCUUUUCCGAGCACACCAAGACGGAGAGGCGAGAACAACAAAACGCUCAAAGACAGCAGGAUGACGUCCUGCAAUACUGGGAGGCGCAAGCUAAGAAUGACGACCCCGUGGCAUCCUAUGAGCUUGCAAAGCUCCUCGAGCAGCAGCAACAACAGGAGCAGCAGCAGAGUCCUGCUGACGACGCCAGAAAGCGGCGCGUGGCAGAGCUCCUUCAGAAGGCCGGAGAGAGCAAUAUGGGCGCGGCACUGCGCGACUUGGCCCUUGCGCAUCUUCACGGCAAUGGAGUGCCUCAUGAUGUAGGAAAAGCUGUCGAUCUUCUUCACAAGGCCGCUGCAGCAGGUGAUGCUGACGCGCAAAACUAUAUUGGGUACUUUUACUGGGUUGGGACCGAGGAGGGGCUUGACGGGAGCAGUAGCAGCAGCAGUGGUCAGAGUGGGGGUGGUGGUUCUGUGCUUAAAAAAGAUCCUGUGAAGGCGGAGGAAUACUUCUCCAUGGCAGCACUACAGGAACACCCUGAGGCCUUUUAUUUCCUGGGCGAGAUCAAGCAACACCAGGCGAAUGAAGUGAAGGAUGAGAAGGAGAAAAGCACUGCUUUCAAGACAGCAGGAGAAUUUGGAGCAGGGGCAGAUAGCAUUCGACGUGCCCUUCAGCUCUACUAUGAGAAGGAUUAUGAUGGAGCGCUGCUCCUGAGCCUAGCAGCGGCGGAAGAGGGCAUUGAGGUCGCUCAGUGGAACGCAGGCUUUCUUCUGCGAUCAAAGGUUGCAACGAUCCCCGGUGGUUCUGUUGGCGCUGCUCAUGUUACUGCUGCAGACUCGCAGCAAAAGCAGCAGCAAACAAGCCCCCACAUGCCCCCCGCGCUGCUCGAGCUAAUGCCCAGCGAUGGCGCAGAGCAGCAGCAAGAGCACCAGUCCCAGCAGCAGCAGGGACAACACAUGAGUUUGGUGUACAGACUCUUCAACCGAGCUGCCCUGCAGGGCAACGUGCAGGCCUUGCGAGAGAUUGGUUUGAUGCAUGCAAACGGCGAGGAGGGGGCCACCAGGGACGAGGGUCUCGCUUUGCAGGUGCUGAUGCGGGCACUUAGCCUUGGUGACCUUCAGUAA